GUAGCUGAUUGGUUGGGAGAUGCAGUGUGAGUUUUUAAAUCCCUUAGCGACAACACAGCGUUAGAGUACUGCAUGGCUGCCAUUGUGAAACUGUAAGACAACAUGAGGAACAGCGAGUUUGACUCGUCGGAUGAAGAGGAUGCCGCGGAGGAACAGACCCCGCUGCUGAUCUCUUGGUUACCUCUGUCAGUUGUGGAGUGGUCCCAGUUCCUGGGUAUAUGUGCUUUGCCAGGAUGCAAAUAUAAAGAUGUUAGAAGAAACUUACAGAAAGAUAUAGGAGAGCUGCGGGGCCAGGGUGUGGAAGAGGUGUUUGUGUUCUGUACCCGAGGGGAGCUCCAAAAGUACCGUGUACCCCAGCUAAUUGAAGUCUACAAGCAACAGGGCCUGAGCGUGCACCACCGCCCUUUCCCAGAUGGGGGCACCCCUGAGCUGGAGCAGUGCUGCCAAAUUCUGGAGGAGCUGCAGUACAGCCUUCAGAACAACAGGAGGGUUGUCAUGCACUGCUAUGGAGGUCUGGGUCGCUCAGGGUUAAUGGCAGCUUGUCUCCUGCUGCAGUUGUCCGGCUCAAUGACUCCUGACAAGGCAAUAGAGAUCCUCCGUGAGCUAAGGGGAGCUGGGGCUAUACAAACUGUCAAGCAAUACAAUUUUUUGCAUGACUUCCGGGAAAGAUCUGCAGCCUAUCAAGCAACCAAAGAAGUCGCCGCAGAGAGGUCCGUUUCACGAUGAAUAGCCAAGAUCUGCGAGGUUGCUGAAAUUUGGUGCUUGUGUGACUUGAGAAUGUUCCACCUUGUGUUAAACACAACAAAAAUUUUCUUUUAUUUGGAAGAAAACAGCCACAUAUUUUUUGUUCAUGUAUGAUUGUAAUGGGUUCCUUUAAUGUUUGCAUGCACUUUCUUGCUUUGAGCACCUUAAAAGUAAAAAAAAAAAAAGCAAUAACCUCUGACCAGUUUAAAAACGUGUAAAUUAUUUUUAUUGAAUUAGUAAUAGUGGCUAAAUGUAUUUAUUUUCUCCCUUGAAAUGAAACGUAAGUGUUUAUUUGGUGAAUGACAAUGGAAAGGUUGUUUCUACAUGUUCAUCAUUUACAAACCCUGCAUGAGACAGUGAUUCUAUCUUUAUGCAAUUUUCAAAUUUUUAAAUGCUGUAAUUCAGCCUAUAAUUUUUAUGCUAUCACAAUGUUAUACAUUGUUUACUGUAUGUAUGCUUUACAUAUUAAAUUCUUAAUCAUGGUA
Molecule: messenger RNA, 1229 nt
Organism: Lepisosteus oculatus (spotted gar)
Lineage: Eukaryota; Metazoa; Chordata; Actinopteri; Semionotiformes; Lepisosteidae
Gene: cdkn3
Product: cyclin dependent kinase inhibitor 3
Biological process (GO): protein dephosphorylation
Molecular function (GO): protein tyrosine phosphatase activity
Source: RefSeq, a predicted model, not a curated record